This is a messenger RNA of Diorhabda sublineata, 6296 nucleotides long. RefSeq lists its product as uncharacterized. NCBI's taxonomy places the organism in Eukaryota, Metazoa, Arthropoda, Insecta, Coleoptera, Chrysomelidae. The record is from RefSeq and is a predicted model, not a curated record. Gene Ontology annotation, cellular component: nucleus. The transcript has 6 exons. Gene Ontology annotation, molecular function: DNA binding; zinc ion binding. Bases 143 to 1261 code for a protein of 372 amino acids. Gene Ontology annotation, biological process: regulation of DNA-templated transcription.
UUUGACACCCUUAAUAAAAUGUCAAAUUUGUUGAGAAAAAAAGCAGUUCAUUACACCUACCUAGACUACACAAAACUUAUGUAAUUGAAGUUUAUUAUGUUCUUUUUAGCAUAGUGUUUUUUCAUGUUACAUAUUUGUAAUCAUGACGAAAGUGUGCCGUUUGUGUUUAAUAAAACUACAAAGAGGCUCAAAAUAUUUCAAUAUUAACGCUGUUGAAUCAUUUACAGGGUUCAUGCCCUACCGUGACCAGUUAACUACGUGCAUUCCGGAAAUGGCUUUAGAUUUAAUACCUAAUCCAGUAAUAUGCAAUAAUUGCAGAACUGCUCUAAAAUCAGCUUAUGAUUUUAAGAUACGGUGUUUGUUUGUUGAAAAGAAAAUCCAACAGCAUAUUGAAGCGCAAGUUGGUUUUAAUGAAAUUAGUUAUGAUCUAUCACAUAUAUCUACUGAUGAUGUACCUCCUUUGAACAAAUUAGCAUUACUUGUCCCCAAAAUAGAGGAAACAGAAGAACCAACCACUUUACAACCUGAAAAAUUUUUAAAGAUACAAAGUGAAGAGCCUAUUCCAACAUUAGAAUCAGAGGAUCUAUCAUGUAGUACUAAUAAAGAAACUUCAGACGAAACACUUAAUAUUAGACCUGUAAAAUCUCAUAAGCCCUAUAAGCAUUACCCAAGAGGACGAGUGAGUGUAAAUAGACUGUAUUCCCCUACUGAUGAAUUUGUAUGUAAUUUUUGUAAUGAAAGCUACAAAAGCUUACAGUUUCUAAGAAAACACAAUAAUAUAUGUUCCAAAUCCACACAGAAGGAAACUACUAAAAAUAUUUUAACAAAAAGGCCACACCUCCCUACAAAAGCUAAAAAUCAUUUGAAAAAAUGGUUAUUCAGGCAUACAGAUCAUCCUUAUCCUACAGACCAAGAGAAACAGAUGUUAAUGCAAGAAACCAAUUUAUCACUUCUACAAGUUGAAAAUUGGUUCAUAAAUGCUAGAAGAAGGAUUUUGCAGGACCUUACGAAACUUAAGAGGAGGGGUUUGAGAACAGCCGAAGAUAUAUAUGACUCUCCUCUUGGUCUAGAGAUGGAUUAUGAAGAUUUAGUCCCGCAAACGGCAAUAAGCGGCCAAUCACCCGAGGAAGGAAUAAAUCCUCUAGAAGAAGUCGACUUACCUGCCCCUUCUGAAGUUUUGGUCAAGGAAGAACCGGAAGAUAUUGAAGAAGAACAAGUAGAUCUGGCAAAAGUGAAAUGUGAAGUAUUGGAAAACCGGUAACUUUUUAUAAAAUGACUUUUAAAUGAGUAUAAUAUGACUGAUCUUCAAAAUGGCAUAGUGGGAAAAGUAAUAUCUAGGGAUUUUUUUAAAAGCUGCAUUUAAAAAUGUGAUAAUGAGCGUAGUAUCUUAUAAAAAUAGAUUUCUAUGUCAAACCAAAUUAAUCCAAAAGUAUUGCAUAUUUUAACAAUUGGCGCAUGUACGUCGUAUCAUUGAGGUUCCUCCAUUUUCUUAUCAGGAUUUUAAGAAAUCUUGCAUACAAUACAUCACAGUCUUAAAGGCCGCUUCACAUGAUGCAAUAAAAUGUACAAGAAAUUGCAUGCAAUUCUUUGCAAGAUAAAAAUAUUGCAUAGACGAAUAUUGCGCGAAAGCUGCAAUUCUAGGGUGAAAUCUAUUUGCUUUUGUUUUAUGAACCAAUGUGUCCAUCAGGCUCCAAAAGCAAGACAUCAGUAGACUUAAUUAUUGACAUUGAUCCACUCUCCACUUUGUUACUUACUUAGUUUUGUUAUUAUCAUUUUUAAACUGGUCACAAAAUAUUAAAUAUAAUUUUAGGUGAGAUAUUUAUUCAAUUCACUCAUGGAAUUUAUGUUAGGGACAACCAUUAUGCAAUGGCAAGAUACUUGUAUAAUGCCAAGCGAAUUGCAAUAUUCAUCUAUGGAAUAUUUUUACCUUGCAAGAAAUUGCAUACAAUUUCUUGCAAGUUGUAUUGCACCAUAUCAAGUUGCCUUAAUAUCAUCACUUCUUACUAGAAUCUUUCUGAUUUUUUGAAAUAUUUAUUUUCCACGAUUUUUUCUAAUUCGAUUAUUGGGUCAGAGGAGACAAUGGAAUGUGAUGACAACGAAAUGCAAUGUACGACUAGUUGAAAUAAUACAUGUUUAUAAUUGAUUAACGGCUUCCAAUAUUUAUCAUUUUUAUAAACAGUAAAAACAAGAGCAUUUUUCAUUGGUAAAUUCUUUUUGUGAUUAAAUUUUCAAAUUAGUAAUUUUAAUAAGAAAAGAAAUUCCGCGGCAUUUUGAAUAUCACUUUUUGUAUCGUAAUUUUUAAUCAAAAUCAAAUUUAUUCUUAAAAGGAAAACUCGAGUAUUUGUUGGCAAGAUAAAUUAACGAUUUGAAGUAACUUCAUGAGUUGUUUUAACAUGGACGCGUUAUUCUCUAUAUUGUUGAAUGAAAUUUCACCAAAAUGACUUUUAUUUUAUGCUGAAUAUCAAGUGAAAAAUACUUUUUAAUCAUAAGUGACAGGCAUUAAUAUGAGCUUCGUAAGCUUUAGCCUAGUUAUGAGGCGCGGGCGUCAUCAUUGCUAUUAAAAUGUCAUUACAAAUGAAAUAUUUUAAAUAGGACUUAGUUUCUCAGUUUAAAAUUGAACAUAUUAAGAAAUUUUGAUCAAAAUACUAGACAUUACUAUUUCCAAACAGUCAAUCUAUACGAAUAAAAAUUUUAGGUAAAAAUUAAGUGUUCUUCUAAGGUGAGGUUGGCAAUAUUUACUUUAUUUAAUCUUUAAUAUUUUUGUUAUUAAGUGAAAAAUAACUGUUAUUUUUAAGUCAGACCCUAAUUGAGUCUCUAAUGUGUUUUUUGUACGAAAUGAUGGUGGGGGAAGUAUUUAUUUUUUUUUUUUUUAGUUAUAGUGAAAAUAUAAAAGGGUUUAUUUAAUUUGUACAAACACGAAAUGUUCUUUCAUUUUAUAGUUGCAAACUGCCUAGGAUCAAUAUUCAAUUGGAUAUUGACAAUAUAUUUUUUUCUAUAAUAUUAUUGUCGUUAAACCACAUUUUAAUUUCACUUCAGGGUUCAAUGACUUGUGAUUCUGGUUAGUUCUGAUUUCAUUCUGAGUUUUCUUAUUCUGGUCUAUGGCAUUGUGAUACAGCUUAUUGUAUGUAAUUCAUCCAGAAAUUACAAAUGUGUUUUAUACAAUAUCUGCAGAUCUUAAUGUACCAAAAGAAAGAGACAACAUAUGCAAUGUUGCAACUUUCACUUUUCUGUUUGGUAGAUAUAUUUAAAUUAGUAUCGUUUAAAAAACAAAUAUUUUUUAUAAAUUUCCACCUAACAAAAAUUCCAAAAUACAAAAAAAUGCUAGAUUUGAUAAUUAUUUUUAGAUUGUAGGUUUUGCACUAUUUGAUGUGAACAAUAACUUUUUUACUUUAAAUUACUGGAAAGGCACUUCCAUUAUUUCAAGUUGGAAUUUCUAGGACUGAUGUUGAUAUUCAUAUUGAACACACUGUUUAAUUACCAGAACACUAACAUUCAACAUUAUAAUGUUAUUGUCAACUGGCGGAUGCCGUGACCAACUUUCCAACGGUUCAACCACCCAUUACUUGCAGUAAACUAUUGAUCACCAUUCAUUAAAUUGUUUAGUUGCACAGCUUUUUUGUACAAGAGGUCCACUUUAUGGUGUUCCUUUUUCUCUCUCUUGGACAAACCAUAAAAAGAGAAUUCCAUCGACUUUGUCAAACUUAGAAACUUUGGAUGUUUAGCGAUUUCCAAAAAUUUGGCUAGACGAUGAUGCUGUGCAGAACUGCUUCAGCUUGGUACGUUUUUUCCAAUCAGAAAUUGUUGUCUUGCCUACUCCAAAUACUACUGCUAGCUUUGUAACACUCUCGCCUUUAUCUAAGCGAUUCAUAACCUCGGGUUUUUCUUUUAAGGUACAAGUCGUAUGUUUACGUUUGGUACCGGUAGUCAUUAUGUUUAAUAACUAAGAACGUUAAUCACAGAUAUGUAGUUUUAGUCAACAGUCGAACACUGCAAUAAAAACUGACGCAGGUAAACAAACCGUAAUACAAUAGUCCUAUACAACACUCGAACACUGCAACUAAAACUGACGCAGAUAAACCAGCUGUAAAAAAAUUACCGAGCGAGGCAAGGGGUAAAGAUGCGCAUGACGCACCGUUGAUGAUUCAACGUAUCGUCUGUCGUCAGAAAUACUUGAAUACAUACCACGUUUUGUUAAUUCUUUCUGUUGUCCCGUUCCUCGAGUUUUCGAAAUACGAAGAAUUAUUUUUUUCCAUUUAGCAUUUGAAUGAUACGAUUUAAAAGUAGGGAAAUGUUUUGUUAUUUAUAAAUAUGUACAAAAAACAACGUUUAUUCCUUUGAAAACGAUUGUUGAGUUAAUCCGAAUUUUCACAGUGAAUAUCCCUAUUUCAAAGUUACCAGAAAUUUUUCUUAUAUUGAAAUUAUUACGUAAAUUUUAUUUUUUUACUUAAUUUAAAAUUUUUCUUAAUAGCUCUCUUGAAAAAUACUCAUUUUUCGCAAGUUUCUUUAACUCGAAUAUACGUUCUAAAUCAAAUCAAAGUGCUUGUUGAUUUUUAUUCAUUAGAAGGCCUAGGUCAAACUACAAGUUUGAAUUUACUAAUUAAAUGUAUGACGACGACACUUUUUUUUAUAUGAAAUAACUAAUUAUUACAUUUUUGUGAUCACAUUGAGAAAACUAUCCAUUCAGUGAAAGCCAAUUUAUUCAACGAUUUAAGAUGAAUCAUUAUUACAGCAUCUAUUGGUGAUCAAGAAAUAUGUACGUAUUAAACAUGACAAAAAUCAAUAUUAAUAAGUGAAAAAAGUAUAUUGAAAAAUAGUGGUUAGCAUAUCAGAUUCACUGUGUUCUACAAUAGGGUACUUGCAUGGUUUGAGACAAAAAUAGUUGUGGAUAGUUUAUAUACAAUCUUUAUUAUAAUUUUUUAUUCUUUGACUAAUAUUUAUAGAGAAAAAAAUAAUUAAAAAUUUUGUAGGUAGUUUAAAUAUUUCAGUAAGGCCGCCAUAUUGCGUGACGUUAUAGGUAUAAAAUAAACACUGAACAUAUGAUACAAAGUAAAUAUGACAGAUUUCCCAAAAUAAGCGUUAUGAAAAAUGGUGUAUAAAUCAUGAUAAAUCUAAUAAAGUUUUUUAUGAACUUAGAAUAUACUACACCAAAAAAGGUUUGAAAGUGUUGGUCGUUUAGACGAUCCUGUAAGAUGUAAUUAUUUGUGUUGCCAGGAUCAUUUUAAUAUAAGUAAGAUUUAACUUCUUUUAAUAUUUUAUAGUAAUUAAGUUUAUUAUGCUUUUAAUUUUUAACCUGAUUAUGUAAUUAUGUUUAUGUUUAUAUAUAGACAAAUGUUUAAUCUAUACGUAACUAAUAAAUAAAAACUGGAUUAUAAUAGCACUCGCUACGUUUCAGGCAACGAUAACCUCGUGAUAAUCAAGCAGACAACUGCUCAAUGUUUUUAUUAAACCUAUGAUGUCACAACUGAAAACCAAUGAGAAUCGUUUUUUUUUGGUGUUGUUAAAAAUUUGAAAUUUUUGCGAUUUUCAAUUAAAUAUUUAGAUAUUAUUUUUUAACUUUUAAUUAAAUACUUUACUUUCUGACAUUAUUUCAUAAUAAGAACUUAUAAAAUAAAUACUUUUUAAAAAAUGCAAGUACCCUAUUAGAUUAAAAUCAGUUUAUUUAUCUUACUGUCAUAGGCCUUUGCACUAUUCAGUAUUUAAAAAAAAUUAUUUUUAUACUAUUGUUAAUCCUUUAUUUUUGUAUGGUUACGUUUAUUUAAGAGCCUUAUAUCAUUGGUGUACUUCUAUUAAUUCAUCAAAUCUAUAUUUAGUCAAAAUUAUCGAUCAGAAAAAGUGAUAGCACCGAACCACUUUAAUAUAGAAAAAAUAUAUGCGAGGCAUAAAUAUAUUAAUUUUUCACUUUAUACAUAAUUUUUAUUAUAUUUUAUACUUUGUAUUGUUGAUUUGAAGAUAAAAAUAUGCGCUUUCAUUUUUGGAGUACUACAAUGAUACGAACUCUUAUUAUUGUCAAAAAUUUAUAUUUAUAAAGCUUUAUUAAAUGGUUCGUCCUUUAUACUUUUGAUAUCCCGUUUGUAAAUCGCAGUUAGACAAACUGAAUCACGUUUCUGCUUAAUUUAUUGAGUAAAAUUUGUUUAUUUUCAUAUACCUAGUAUUUUUAUUUUAUGAAGAAUUUUAUUACGUUUGUAUACACCAAAAUACCUGUUACAUAUUUAUUAGAUUAUUGUCUGUAAAUAUAUUAAUAAUAAUAAAUGUAUUUUUAUUUUUUAUGUUCAAAUAUAGUAAAAGUUCAGUCUAAA